AUGUCUAUUCCGGAGUAUGCCAAAGUUCUCGUCAUUGGCGGUGGGCCCGCCGGGUCGUACGCAGCCUCGGCGCUGGCACGGGAGGGAAUCGACACUGUCGUCCUCGAGGGCGACAAGUUUCCCAGAUAUCACAUUGGAGAGAGCAUGCUUCCAUCCUUGCGCCACUUCUUCCGUUUCAUCGACCUCGAUGACACUUUCGUUGCGCAUGGCUUCUACAAGAAGAUUGGCGCAGCCUUCGUAUUGAACAACAAGGACCCGGCUUACACGGAUUUCGUUGGCGCCGGUGGCCCGAACGCCUAUUCUUGGAACGUCAUCCGCUCCGAGUCCGACGACCUCAUCUUCAGACACGCAGGUAAGAGCGGCGCUCGAAUCUUCGACGGUGUCAGGGUCUCGGCUAUUGAGUUUGUGCCGCACAAUGGCCCAAGCACUGCCGACGACAAGACGCUGGACCCUGGCCGUCCCGUGUCGGCCACCUGGACGCGCAAAGAGGACGGUGCCACGGGCAUCAUAAAGUUUGACUACAUCAUUGAUGCUAGCGGCCGCCUGGGUAUCAUGAGCACCAAGUACCUCAAGAAUCGACACUUCAACCAGGGUCUCAAGAACGUCGCAAGCUGGGGCUACUGGCAAGGUGCGGGACGUUACGGCGUCGGUACGCCGCAGGAGGGUGUUCCUUACUUCGAGGCUCUAUCAGACGGCAGCGGCUGGGCCUGGUUCAUUCCCCUGCACAAUGGCACCACGUCGGUCGGUGUGGUUAUAAACCAGGAGGUCGCGACUAGAAAGAAGAGAGAGAUGGGCUCUCCAGGUGGCAAGGCAUUCUACUUGGAAAUGCUAAAGGCCGUGCCCAGAAUACUGGGACCAAUGCUCAAGGAUGCAACGCUUGUUUCUGACGAGAUCAAGGCCGCGUCCGACUGGUCGUACAGUGCCUCAUCCUAUGCCAGCCACAACGCCCGCAUUGUGGGCGAUGCUGGCUGCUUCAUUGACCCUUUCUUCUCGUCGGGGGUCCAUCUUGCCGUGGCUAGCGGUCUUUCGGCUGCCGCAACCAUCUGCGCCGCGAUCAACGGUCAAUGCAGUGAGCACGAGGCUCUUCAGUGGCACUCGAAGAAGGUUGCCGAGGGCUACACUCGCUUCCUGCUUAUUGUGCUGAGCGCACUCAAGCAAAUCAGGGAGCACGACGACCCUGUGCUCAGCGACUGGGACGAAGCAGGCUUCGAGCGCGCGUUUGCCCACUUUCGACCGAUCAUUCAGGGAACCGCCGACGUCCACGGCAAGCUCACCCAGGAGGAAGUGUCCAAGACAGUCGACUUUUGUUUGAAGGCCUUUGCGCCCGUGGACGCCGCCAAGCGCGACGCCGUCCUGAAGAGGGUCGAAGAUCUCAAGAGCUCCGGCAGUGCACAGAGUCACAAGGAGCUUGAGGCGUAUCUCUCCCCCGAGGAGAUGCACAUUCUGAACACUGUGCGCGCCCGAGAGAUGGUGCGGUCGGAGGACACGGUGAAUAUUGACACCUUCACCUCCGACAUCAUCGACGGUCGUGCCAUCAACAUGGUCCACGGCUCUCUGGGCCUCCUAUCCGCCGAAGAGAGCGCCAAGAAGGCGGCAACGAAGUCUGGCGAUGUCCUCGGUCAAAUGAUGGGCGAGGGCAACCAGCUGGCUCACAGCGAGCAGCAAGCCACGGCCCCGGUUCCCAGCGGCUAA
Purpureocillium lilacinum is the source of this 1692-nucleotide messenger RNA. RefSeq lists its product as uncharacterized. The record is from RefSeq and is a predicted model, not a curated record. Gene Ontology annotation, molecular function: FAD binding. NCBI's taxonomy places the organism in Eukaryota, Fungi, Ascomycota, Sordariomycetes, Hypocreales, Ophiocordycipitaceae.